Nicotiana tabacum (common tobacco) is the source of this 3266-nucleotide messenger RNA. RefSeq lists its product as uncharacterized. Gene Ontology annotation, biological process: protein phosphorylation. The record is from RefSeq and is a predicted model, not a curated record. Gene Ontology annotation, molecular function: receptor serine/threonine kinase binding; protein kinase activity; ATP binding. Lineage: Eukaryota; Viridiplantae; Streptophyta; Magnoliopsida; Solanales; Solanaceae.
AGUGAGGGUAUAAACAUAAAGCUUCUUUUGUGCAAAGAUAGCCACUUUGUUUGUCUAUCUCUCACUUUCAAUACAUGAAAUGCUUCUCACCACUCCACCAAAUGAUCCCAUCAAUCAUCCCUUUUAUUAUAUAUUUCUUCACUACUUCUCCAUCUUCUCAACUACAACCAAAAUAACCAUUUCCCUCUCCCUCUAUAGCAAAAAUACCAAAUUUAAUACACUUUGUUAAAGUUCACUAUGACUAUUCAGAAAGUUAUCACUCUUGUGUUUUUUCUUACCUUGUCCAGCUUUUGUCAAGGUACAAUAAAUGAUCAAUCUCAGUUCUUUGUUGUAAUGAAGAAGUCUCUCACAGGGAAUUCUUUGUCUAAUUGGGAUAGUGAAAAACCUCUUUGUCAAUAUAAAGGAGUUGGCUGUGAUAAUCAAGGGAAUAUUACAAAAAUUGAUGUUUCAGGUUGGUCUUUAUCAGGCCAAUUUCCUAAUGAUGUGUGCACUUAUUUACCAAGAUUACAAAUUGUCCAUCUUAGUCACAACAAUUUCCAAGGUGGUUUUCCUAAAAGCAUCACUAAUUGUUCUUUUUUGGAAGAGUUGAAUAUGAGUGCAACAUCACUUACAGGUCAAAUUCCAGACUUGUCACCUUUGCAAUCCCUGAAAUUACUUGAUCUUUCCAAUAAUCAAUUAACAGGUGAUUUUCCUUUGUCAAUUACCAACCUCACCAACUUAGUCCUCCUCAACAUGAACGAAAAUCGCCAUUUCAAUCCAUGGCAGUUACCACAGGAUAUUUCCAGGCUUACAAAACUCAAGUGGAUGAUCUUAACAGCCUGCAAAUUGCAUGGACCAAUUCCAGUGUCCAUAGGAAACAUGACAUCUCUUAUUGAUCUUGAAUUAAGCGGAAAUCGCCUAGUUGGUAAGAUACCAAGAGAGUUAGGGCAGCUAAAGAAUUUGAAACUCCUUGAACUUUAUUACAACCAACUCGAAGGUCAAAUACCCGAGGAGCUAGGAAAUUUAACUCAGCUUAUAGACUUGGAUAUGUCUGUUAACAAUUUAACAGGCAAAGUACCCGAGUCUAUAAGCCGCCUUCCUAAGCUAGAAGUUUUGCAGCUUUACCAUAAUUCUCUUUCAGGAGAAUUUCCAGCAGCACUUGCGAAUUCAACAACCUUAAACAUCCUGUCCCUUUAUGACAACCUCUUCACAGGAGAAGUCCCACAAAACUUUGGUCUUUCAUCAGCUUUGUUAGCAUUGGACUUGUCUGAAAAUCAAUUUUCAGGAAAGUUACCACCUUUUCUGUGUAAUGGAGGUAAACUGAAUUAUAUUCUUUUACUCCAAAACAUGUUCUCAGGUGAACUGCCAGAAGGGUAUGCGAAAUGUGAGUCUGUUGUUCGCUUUCGAGUGAAUUACAAUCUGUUGGAGGGAAGAAUACCAGAAGAACUUUUUACUCUUCCUCAUGUUUCAAUUGUUGAUGUGAGUUAUAACCAUUUUAGUGGUCCAAUUCCUAAAACAAUAGGAAGUGCUAAGAAUUUAUCUGAACUUUUCAUGCAAAGUAACAGGUUUUCAGGUUUGCUUCCUUUUGAAAUAUCUGGAGCUAUUAAUCUUGUGAAGCUUGAUCUUAGCAAUAAUCUCUUGUAUGGUCCAAUUCCUUCUGGUAUUGGUGACUUAAAAAGCCUCAAUUUGUUACUUUUACAAGGUAACAAAUUCAAUUCUUCUAUUCCUGAGUCACUUUCUUCACUUAAAUCUUUGAACUAUCUUGAUCUUUCAAGUAAUCUUUUGAUGGGGAGUAUUCCUGAAAGCCUAGGUGAAUUGUUACCAAAUUCAAUGAAUUUGUCAAACAAUUUACUUUCUGGUCCUAUACCUCUCUUGUUUAUAAAAGGAGGUGUUUUGGAAAGUUUUUCAGGGAAUCCGGGACUUUGUGUACCGGCCUCUCUGAAUUCAUCAGACAUGAAUUUUCAAACAUGUUCACAUAGUUAUAACCAUAAGAAGACGUACAACAUUGUUUGGAUUAUUGGUGCAUCAGUGGGAAUUGUUAUUGUUGGAGUUAUCUUGUUUCUCAAACGAUGGUUUGGUAACAAAAAAACGGAGACUGAACAUGAUGAUCAUUCGAUGUCAUCAUCAUUUUUUUCCUACGAUGUUAAGAGUUUCCAUCGAUUAAGCUUUGAUCAACGUGAGAUUUUUGAAGCUAUGGUUGAGAAAAACAUUGUUGGAUAUGGAGGAUCAGGAGCUGUGUAUAAGAUUGAGUUAAGUAAUGGAGGAGUUGUUGCUGCAAAGAAGCUGUGGAGUCACAAACAUAAGCAUUCUGUUUCUGAUGAUCAAUUGGUUUUGGACAAAGAACUUAAGACAGAAGUUGAGACUCUUGGUAAUAUAAGGCACAAGAACAUUGUGAAGUUAUACUGCUAUUUCUCAAGUUUGGACUGCAGUUUGUUGGUUUAUGAAUACAUGCCUAAUGGAAAUCUUUGGCAUGCUCUUCACGGGGGGAAAUUCGUAUUAGAUUGGCCUAUUCGACAUCAGAUUGCACUCGGUGUAGCACAGGGUUUAGCCUAUCUUCAUCAUGAUCUUAUGCCACCAAUUAUUCACAGAGAUAUCAAAUCUACCAACAUUCUCCUUGACAUUGAUUACCAGCCCAAAGUUGCUGAUUUUGGCAUAGCCAAAGUUUUGCAAGCCAGAGGAGGGAAAGAUUCUAGUACCACAGUUAUUGCUGGAACUUAUGGUUACUUAGCUCCAGAAUAUGCAUAUUCUUCAAAGGCAACUACAAAGUGUGAUGUUUAUAGUUUUGGAGUUGUUCUAAUGGAGCUGAUCACUGGAAAAAAGCCGGUGGAAUCCGAAUUUGGAGAGAACAAGAACAUUGUUUAUUGGGUUUCAACAAAAGUGGAAACUAAAGAAGGAGCAUUUGAAGUCUUAGAUAAAAAUGUCUCAGAUUCAUUCAAGGAAGACAUGAUUAAGGUACUUCGUAUAGCUAUACGUUGUACGUAUAGUACACCGGCUCUACGCCCGACUAUGAAUGAAGUUGUUCAGCUCCUAAUUGAGGCAGAUCCAUGCAAAUUCAAUUGUUGCAACAUGUCAAAUAAAAAGAAGAGUGACACAGAACAAGUUAUCAAUAAGCCAAAGAGCAUAUAUGAUUUGUAAUUUUAGUAUUUUAGAUUGGUAUAAGGUAUAUAGAAUCUAACUGUAUGGUCUUAAAAACUUUGAGAUUCAUUACCUAAGAGAAUCAGUCUCAAUGUUUUUUUUUAAAAAAAAAAUAAAUGGUAUAGUAUAAUAUAGAUUCUCUUUAUCUUUUA